AUGAGUAUUACUGAGAGUGAGGCCAAUUUUAGCUCCCGGGCUGCGAAACUCGGCUUGAAAGCUGAGGUGCUUCAGCUGCUUGUCGAUGGUGGCGUCAACACUCUUGCCAAAUUUGCGUAUGUGAGCAGCUUCAUUCCGGGUCAGAGUGAUGAGGGUCCUUUUGUGACUUCCAUAAAGGACUUGUUGAAGAGGGAUGCUACCGUGGGGGAGCUUUCGGUGCUGCGCCGAUUGCACUCUGAGGCCUUUGCUUUGGUCGCGGCCGAGCUUAAAUCUCAGGUUGAGCGCGCCACCGAUGCACCAGCGAGGAGCCUUGCCGCUCCUGACCGAGCAGAUCGUCUGGCUCGUCAAGUGGUGCGGUAUCCAGGCUUGACUAUCGCCGGGCCUAAUGAACCGAGUGACAGGUCAGUGGACAAGUGUUGUCAAAUGUAUGAAAACAAUCGCCUUACAUAUCUUCCGCUGAGUUGGUGCAUGAGCAAGGACGAUGAGACUCGGAAUUCCCGGGACAAGGAGGAUCGUACCCUCACAGUUGACAAUAGCGGUAAUGUUCACAUCAAGAACGCCGACAUUCGAGGUGAGGCCGACUUGAGCACUGACUUGUUACUAAAGUUCGCCCUCACUCGGCGAGGACUCGCGAUGGAACAGGCCGGAUUGUUAGGUUUCAAAGAACAUGAGAAAUGGGCUGACCGCCUGUUGCACUCCAGAUAUCGUGAGGUGCCUUCGGGAUACACCCGAGUCAGCAUACAGCAGCUGCUUCAAGCCGAUAAGCAAUUGUUUGUCACCGCUGCUAAUGAGUGUCGCAGUGGAGUGCAAGUCACGGAGACCGGUCGUCCAUUGGACGAGGCGUGGAUGCGUUGCGCCGAUUUGACCGAGGUGUCUCAUUUGCUCGCUCCCCUCGCGUCGCCUCCUCCCGCUAAGAUUCCCUUUGAAAGACCCACUCCGUAUGGCCGUGGCAAAGGUCGGGGCAAAGGUUCUGGUAAGGGUAAGCAACCGUCGCGCCGCGAGGUGACCAUGCCAGAGGACCUAAAGGACGGGCACGCAAACACCCCGAAAGGAGUGCCCAUUUGCUUUGAUGCUCAGAGGGGCAAAUGCACUAGGCAAUUGACAGGCAACAAGUGCUUCAGGGGUGCUCACGCUCCUGCUCCCAAGAUUGCACGCGUUUCACUUCAAACCAAUCUUCAGGCUGAUGAGGUCAAGGCCAUCGAUGAAAUUGAGUCGAUCAGUAGCGCAAGUCUUGAUCACGAAUUCAAGGGUUCGGUCGAGGAUCGAGCUCUGACCCUGCUGAACAAUGCUGGUGUUGUUUCCCCCACUGAUUUACUUGAGAUCUUCCAAUCACUCCCGACAGAGGCUUCCGUCCGAGGUGACCCAUCACAAGGGGUCUCCUUCUCGACAGGUGCCUAUUGCAGAGUCAAGGUUGGGCUGCGACGUAAUGUCUUGCUCUUCCCGAAUGUGACAAAGUUGGCCGCGCGUUUUGUGCGACAGCAGCUGCCCAGCUUAAAGUUCACGAGCUUAGCAUUCUUUCGCAACGUUCAAACCACACCUCAUGUGGAUGCGCAUAAUUCUUCUUUGCCCAAUGCUGUGUGUGCACUGUCUGACUUCGAUCAGGGACAGGUGUGGGUUGAGAGACCAGGCGGCCAAGCUUGGUGCGAUGUUGAUGGCGAACUACGCAGUGGAGUCGAACUCAGCUUGGAUGGGAGUCAUGCCGUCUUCACCGCUCGACGUUUGACUCACGCCACUAGGAGUUGGUCGGGUGAUAGAGUGGUUUUAGUUGCUUUUUCAGUCUCCGCCAUUGAUCAUCUUAGUGAGACUGAUAGUGCUACACUGACCGAUUUGGAAUUUCAGCUCCCGAUGCAAGCCGACAUUCUUGAUGCCGAACAGUCACCUCCGGUUUGCUAUGAAGCGCCGGUCGUUACCGGGGGGUGUGCUACUGAUGAGUUUCCAAAACCACUCGGCCUCGCACAACCAGUGACUUCCCCGCCUCUAGCUUCCUCCAGGUCGGGUUUAGCCCCCGUAGAAGAUUCCGUAGUAUCUACUGGUCAGGUUCAGACCAAGCCGGUUGACCAGCCUGGUAUUGUGCUCGAGCUGUUUGCCCGUGCAGGCUCUCUGUCCCGAGCCUUUCAUCAGAUUGGCUUUGAGGUCAUGCCCAUAGAUAGAGGAAGUCACCGGCUUCCGUUGGCCAAGUUGUGCUCACUGGAUCUUGCCUUGCCGAGCUCGUGGCAAUAUCUUUCGCAUGUGCUUGACAACUAUCAUGUUCGGUACGUGCACAUUGAUCUGCCGUAUGCCACCUAUGGACCUAAGCAGGGCCUCCGACGACUGUCCCAUGGAUCUGUAGUUCCUGUAGGAGGCGCCGACGCCUCUCAGGUUCAAAGGCUCGCAUUGGCCGACUCCUUGUUGGAACAUGUCAUCACCUUCUUAAAACGAGUUCAACAAAUGGGCAUCGCCUGGUCCAUUGAGCAUCCGCAGUCCAGCUUCCUGUGGCAUAUGCCUGCUGUGCGCCAGCUCACCAACACCACUACCGUGGUGUACGAUUUGUGUGCCUUCGAUUCUCCGCAUCGCUUGCGGAGGCAACUGCUAACGUCUUGUAGUGCACUCAAGUGUUUACAACAAGUGUGCCAUGGUAAUCACAGUCACACGCCUGUGACUGGCGGUGUUGAUACUCAUCCCAGGCUUUUCUGUCAGCAGGUUGCCCACGCCGUGGCUAAACACUGUGGCUUUGACCCCCUUUUGUCUCCGCUGCAGUCCAGCCCUCCGCCUGUCACACAGCAGCGUCGGGGCAAACUUGGUGCGAGCCUCAUCAGAGAAUUUGGUCGCGUUUGCAGAUGUCGUGUGCCACAGAUUCCGCCUGUGGAUCAUAAAAAUUGCUUGCAGCACGCCAUCGGUGACAUCCCCGCAGGCUCCAAACUUCUCGCCACUGAGGAGACGGGGGAGUCGGGUGGCUUCGAACUUAGUGUUGGUGUGUAUGCAACACCGGAUGAGUUUCUGGAGGAGGCCAAAGGAUUACGGCAUCCCUUCGAGACGUUUGCUGUCAUCCCCGACGAAGUGAAACGAAAGCUUCAUGAGGCCUUGGUGAAGGGCCCUGAGUGGGUUGGUAGGCAACGUGUGGCCACUCUCAACAAGUGGUUAGAAUGGGCCAGGGAAUUGGAGGAACCAGAGUCCCAACUUAAGGAGGGCCUCGAACCUGGUGUGAGGUCUGUGUUAGGAUCAAAGAGGCUUCUCUUGCUCAAACGCAUUGCUGAUGACUUGAAGUGGCCCGACGAUGGAUGGUUUGAGGAUACUUGUAAGGGUUUUGGUUUGGUUGGUUGGCAGAAGCCCACUGGUGUCUUUAGAAAGGAGCCUCGUCCCCAGGAGAGGACGGCUGACGAGUUUACUAAGGCCUGUAAGUACAUUCGUCCGGCGCUUUUGGGUAAGGUUUUGUCCGAGGGUUUGAAUGAGCAUUCCUCGGAACUGUGGGAUAAGACUUUGACUGAGGUUGCCGAAGGGUUCUUGGAGGGACCACUUACCGAAGAAGAGCUGACGAGAAGGUACGGCGACGCAUGGGCCCCUGUGCGCCGGUUCGCCGUGAUUCAAUCUUCUGGAGGCAAGCGCAAGUUGAGACCGAUUGACGACUACUCCGAGAACUUAGUUAAUGGUUCUUUUUCUUAUGGGGAUAAGCUUGAUCUAAGGGCACUUGACGAGAUCAUUGCAAUAUGUCGCUUUUGGAUCCGAGCUCACACGACGGAGCAUCAAUUCUUUCUGGACAUGGCCAGCGGACCACCGUUGGUUGGUCGAGUACACCCUGCUUGGGCGGGCUCGUCGUGGUGUCCUGAGCUGUGCACCUUUGAUUUGAAGAAUGCUUAUCGCCAAUUUGCGUUGAACCCGAGCCAUCGUGCCUUCUCCGUCGUUGCCCUUCUCAAUCCGGAUAAUGGCGACUUGGGAUUGUUUGAGGGUAAGGCUUUGCCUUUUGGAAGCACAUCGUCCGUGCUCCACUUCAACAGGUUGUCUAGGUUGCUGUGGCGGAUAGGUUUGGAAGUCUUCCUGUUCUGGGCCAACUUCGUUGACGAUUAUCCAGUGAUGAGCCCGUGCUGUCUUUCAGGUUCCACCAUGGACACCUUGCUUGUGUUGUCCUCAGUGCUUGGUUUUUCCGCAUCCCUUGACAAACUGAACCCAUUUGCAGACGUCGCCUCCAUGCUUGGGGUCGAGAUUGACUUGAAAGGAGCCAGGGAAGGUGUCAUUCGGAUUAGGAACAAGGAAGGCCGAUCCAGUGAGGUGUGUGAUGCCAUCCGUGAAUGCAUCAGUGAAGGUUGCAUCAAGAUGCGUACUUUUGCCAGGGUUGCAGGUCGUGUCCAGUUCUCCGAUGCGCAAGUCAUGGGGAGAACCGGAAAGCUCGCAUUGGCGGAGCUGAGAGCCGCUUCCACACGCCACGCCUCCCGGUUUGUUCUGGGUCCCCGCGAGAUCGAGGCUUUCGAGUUUCUCAUUGAUCGCCUCUCUUUCGGUUCCCCUAGGGUAGUCCCUUGUGUGGUUGCCCCUAAGCCUGUUUUGAUCUUCACGGACGGAGCAAGCGAACAGUCUGGCAACACCGUUGGAGGUAUUCUUUACUCUCCUUCUGAUGUGCGGCCCCGAUUCUUUUCUUGUGAAGUUCCUUGUGCCUUGGCAGACCGAUGGAGGCAGCAUCUGAAGCAUAUUAUCGGACCCGUUGAGGCGUACGCUGUCGCCCUGGCACGCAAGGCUUUCCACCAGUAUAUGUCUGGACAGUAUUGCCUUUUCUUCGUUGACAACGACGCUGUCCUUCUCAGCUUUGUGCGAGGAACGUCUAACAGUGAUCACUUUCGAGAGCUGCUUCUCACAUGGGAAUGCUGUGAGAAACAUGGUCCAUCGUGGACAUACUGGACAAGGGUCCCUUCCGCAUCCAAUCCUUCAGACGACCCGUCACGCGGUGAGUUCAGAGCACUUGUUGAUUCGGGUGCAUUACGAGUUAAGUGCUCAUGCCCCAUCUCGGGCAUCCCGCUGGUCGACUUGUAA
Symbiodinium sp. CCMP2592 is the source of this 4995-nucleotide messenger RNA. The record is from the annotation of a GenBank genome assembly. Lineage: Eukaryota; Dinophyceae; Suessiales; Symbiodiniaceae.